ACACCUGAAGAAUUAGAAAGACUGACGGUCGAUGAAGGACUUAAUGAUAUUGACAGGGCCGUUUAUUUGCUCAGUUCUGGCCAAGAAGUUCAAGGAACCAGUGUAGUGGCCAAUAUUCCGGUGCUGAUUCACCAGAGUCCUUCAGAAACACUUCGGAGGGUGGUGCCAAUUGUAAAAGAGAUUCUCCAUGUUUCAGGAAUAGAAAUGCAGCUUACAGCGGCUUAUUCGUUUCUUACUACUAUACAAGAGGACUCUGCAUCAAUUCUUUCACACAGUCAUAACUUCUUGCAAAUCAUUUCACAGCAUUUGGAACACAGGGAUGCAGGAGUUAGCAGUGCAUGGCUGGAUACUCUUCUUGUGGCUAUAGAUGCUUUUCCAAAGGAAGCCAUCAGACAUGAGAUUUUAAGUCCACUCGUAUCAAAAGCACAGCUUUCCCAGACUGUGCAGUCCCGUCUUGCUAGUUGUAAAAUCUUAGGAAAACUAGCUAACAAGUUUGAUACCCACACAAUUAAGAGAGACAUACUUCCAUUAGUAAAAUCUCUCUCUCAGGAUAUUGAGUAUGAAGUGCGAUCGUGCAUGUGCCGGCAGCUUGAAUUUGUAGCACAAGGCAUAGGGACAGAACUAACAAAAACAUCAGUUCUACCUGAGCUAGUGGAAUUAGCUCAAGAUGAAAGCAGCAGCGUUCGUCUGGCUGCCUUUGAAACAUUGGUGAAUUUACUUGUGAUGUUUGAUCACGAUGAUAGAAGUCAGAUUGUUCUUCCUUUAGUGAAGUCAUUUUGUGAAAAGUCGUUUAAAACAGAUGACUCUGCCCUUGCUUCUCUGUCUUUGCAAUUAGGAAAACUCUGCCAUGGCUUACAAGGGAUUUUUACUCAGGAGCAACACAUAUGGUACCUCGAGUUUUACAAGAAGCUAUGCAGGUUUGGAUUGCAUCAGGAGAACGGACAUAAUGAUAACCAGAUUCAGAACCUGGAAAUAGAAAAAAAGUCGUUGGCAGUCAGGAAGAACUGCGCUUAUAAUUUCCCAGCAAUGGUACUAUUUGUAGGUUCCAAAAAUUUUCACGUAGAGCUGUAUGCCACUUAUUUUUGUCUUUGCCAUGAUCCUGAUGUACCGGUGAGAGUAACUGUGGCACUUGGCUUCUAUGAAGUUUGUAAGCUACUAGGCUCCAACGUGUACUUGAUACAUAAAGAAUUGGUAUCGCUUUUACAAGACGAAUCUUUAGAGGUUAUCGAUGGUUUACUCGACCACUUACCAGAAACUUUGGAAAUUAUGACAAGUGGAGACAGCUCAGGUUUAGACAACAAGCUCAUGAUUGUUCCUGACCUAAUUCCAGCCCUUUCAUCCGCAGAACAAAGAGCGGCCAAAUCAUUAAAAUGGAGAAGUCAUGAGAAAUUACUUCAUAAAUACUCCUGCCUCUCACAUAUCUUAUCCAGUGAUCAGAUAUAUUACAGAUUUCUACACAGAAUGUUUACCAUCAUUUUAACUAGUACUGCCCUACCUGUCCAAAAAGCUGCUUCUCGAACCCUGUGCAUGUUCCUUCGUUAUAAUCGUAAACAAGAACAGAGGAAUGAGAUCAUCCAGAAACUUAUUGAACAACUUUGUCAAGGGAAAAGCUACUGGAACAGGCUGCGUUUUUUAGACACAUGUGAAUAUAUUAUGGAACUGUUUUCCAAAUCCUUCUUCUGUAAAUAUUUUUUUCUGCCAGUGCUGGAACUUACAAGUGACCCAGUUGUCAACGUCAGACUUAAAAUUUGCAGCAUGUUGCCAAAACUGAAAGCUAUGCUGAAACUCCCGGCAGAUAACAAUUUGCUGCAAGAGUUAGAGUUGUGUAUAAGAAGAUUACUAUGUCAGGAGCCAGAUGAAGAGGUUAUUGCUGUUGUUAAAAGAUCUGUGGUAGAAUUAGACAGAAUGGAUAUAGCAAUGGAUGCAUUCCAGAAACGCUAUUAUGAAAAGGAUUUGUUAGAUGAAGAAAAGGAAAGAGAGGAACAUCUUAUGCUUGAAAUGGAACAAAUAGAAAAGGAAAAGCAACAAAGUGAAGCACGAACAAAUGAAAAAGCUUUUGAGAAGAAGCGGAGAGACAGUAAAACAGGAGCAACUUUAACAAAAAAUCUUCCUACUGUCAUUUCCGGAAGUUCUUCAAGUGGACAAACAUCUAUGAACAGAGAUGUCAAGAAGAGCAAGCUGAUUCGCAGUCAGUCGUUUAGUAGCCAAGCGAUCCAUACAAAACAGAGCACCAUCGAGAAAUGUGCAAACAAAGGUUCAGGAUGUAAUUCUGUAUUAGGUGUCGGAAAAAAUGUGUUGUUACCGUUUGUUGAGGAUUCCCUGAAGACUCGAACCAGCAGUGCAAGUGGAGUAUUGAGCUAUUCAAGUUCAUUGAAAUCUACAUCAAGGAGCUCGGGAAAUAUAAAUGACCCAAAAACGAAUGGAAACAAAGACACACAGGCCCGAAAGCUUAGCUUAAAAAACAGGAAACCUAAAAGUUAGAUCAUCAGACGGGACGCAAAGCAAACCAAAGAAACGCCAUGCUUACAGACGCUGGGAAAAUAGCCGGUGCUAGCACGGAUUUGACAGAUGAGCUUGUAAUUCUUGCAGAACAUAACCUGUAACCAAACUGAUCUCCAUGAGUAUUGAUAACUUGCUUAAGAAUAUUAUAUCGCUUGUGAGACGACUAUAUUAACGGAUAAUAGCCAUUCCAAAAAAUGCAGCAAUGUGGGACUAUUGUUUAGAACUGUACAUGUCUGCAUUCUGUAUCACUCAACUAUUACAUAUGCUUAUAAAUUCAUUAUUUCGGCACAGAGAUUACUGACGUACUAGUGGUACGCAGCGACAUUUCUUAAGACCAGGUUAAUCUUCUGCAGUGAUCAGAACCGUCUAUUAAUCUGCUGCAAUCAUACGUUGUAAACAUGCUGAAUAUAAUAUUCAAAGGAGCACAAACUCAAUAUUUCAUGUCUGCUGAGACUUAAUUGCAAAUACUUUUUCUAAGAAUAUUUCAAUAUGUUUCACCAAACAAUAUGUAAAUACUUUAUUUAAUUUUCGGAGUAUUUUAAAUAGUAUUUUCUCUUUCCAAGUGGUUUUAUUCGUUAAAAAGUUAGCUUUUGCUAUACCAGCUAAAUAUGCUUGUAUUCUUACUACAAUUCCCUAUUAAAAUAUCAAUAUUACUUGACAAUGCCAUAUUUACAAUA
Molecule: messenger RNA, 3179 nt
Organism: Bombina bombina (fire-bellied toad)
Lineage: Eukaryota; Metazoa; Chordata; Amphibia; Anura; Bombinatoridae
Gene: PPP4R4
Product: protein phosphatase 4 regulatory subunit 4
Exons: 24
Coding region: 205-2481 (758 amino acids)
Cellular component (GO): cytosol; protein serine/threonine phosphatase complex
Molecular function (GO): protein phosphatase regulator activity; protein binding
Source: RefSeq, a predicted model, not a curated record